Molecule: messenger RNA, 1427 nt
Organism: Eurytemora carolleeae
Lineage: Eukaryota; Metazoa; Arthropoda; Copepoda; Calanoida; Temoridae
Product: inositol polyphosphate multikinase alpha
Exons: 13
Coding region: 97-1092 (331 amino acids)
Biological process (GO): inositol phosphate biosynthetic process
Cellular component (GO): nucleus; cytoplasm
Molecular function (GO): inositol-1,4,5-trisphosphate 3-kinase activity; inositol tetrakisphosphate kinase activity
Source: RefSeq, a predicted model, not a curated record
AUACUAUAUUAACUAUAGUUUAGUAGUAGUGAAACGAUAUCAUACAACAGAGCAGUAGACAAUUCAAUACUUUAGAAACAGAUAAUUUGCUGAGAUAUGACAGGAACUAAACCGGAAGGAGAAGGAGGAAAAGAAGAAGAUGGAGAAAGAGGAAAAGGAGGAAAAGGAGGGAAAGGAGGGAGAGGAGGAGAUGGAUUGAGACCCUGGAGGAAGAGGGCACUUCAGAUUAUUACAACAGACAUUUGGAGAAAGGACAGUGUUGAGGAAAUUAUUCCUUUGCCCCAGGUAGCCGGGCAUGGUUCUCACGAUGCUAAACAAGCAAUUCUAACUGGAAAGAAUGGUUGUAUUUUGAAACCAAUCCAGGCGCCUCCGAGGGGUGUAAGAGAAAAGAAUUUCUAUGAGGAGGUUUUUUCAAGCCAGGAUCCACAAAAAGUUGAAUUUCAAACUUUUCUCCCAAAAUACUACGGAUCUUGUAAAAAGAAGAAUAAAGAUGGAGAUCUAGCAGAGUUUCUUAUGAUAGAAAACCUCACUCAAGGGUUGACUAAGCCCUGUAUAAUGGAUGUAAAGAUCGGAGCCAAAACCUACGGACCAGACGCAAACCAAGAGAAAAUUGCUAAACAAGAUGCCAGCUAUAGCGGAACUAAGAAGCCGUUUGGAUUUAGUAUCCUGGGGAUGAGUAUUUACACGGGAUCUACCAGAGAUACUUUUACAAUAUUAAACAAGGAUUAUGGAAAAGGAUUAAAUGAGUCAAAUAUCGAGGAUUUUAUGGUAAAUUAUUUAGACUCUAUGAGUAACGAGACAGCUGCGAAGACGCUAGGACGGAUUCUGGUUGAGAAGCUUAACCCAAUCCUUGAUCUCUUCAGUAAACAAACCGUAUACCAUAUGUACGGGAGUAGCUUGUUGUUUGUUUAUGAUGCUCAUGUACUGGAAAAGUACACAGAGGGAACUGUACAAUUGGAUAAGUUGUCUACGGCUGUUCGUGUGACAAUGAUUGAUUUUGCCCAUGUAUGGGACGGGGCCGGUCAUCUGGAUGAAAACUACCUAAAGGGUAUUCAAAACCUGGUACAAGUCUUUGACAAGUUCAGUACAUAACCUUACAUUUCUUCAACAAGUUUAGUACAUAACCUGUACAUGUCUUUGACAAGUUCAGCACAACACCUCUACAUUUUUUCAAAAUGUUCAGUACAUAACCUGCACAUGUUUUUAACAAGUUCAGUACAUAACCUGUACAUGUCUUCAACAAGUUUAGUACAUAGCCUAUACAUUUCUUCAAAAAGUUCUGUACAUAACCUGUACAUGUCUUUAACAAGUUUAGUACUUAACCUGUAAAUGUUUUCAACAAGUUCAGUACACAUGUACAUGUCUUAAACAAGUUCAGUACUUGACAUGUGCUUGUUGAAGACAUGUACAUGUGUACAUGUCUUCAA